UUACAUGGCGUCAUGGCAGCAACACCACUGUGGGGUACAGGAGAACACGGCUACCCGAAUACCAAGUUACACCGCCGGUGAACUGUUAGAGGUGUAAACUAAUUGACAAUCAUGGCUAUGCCAGGAUCUUUCGACCAGAAUCUACAACGAUGGAAUCCUGGCGGCGGUCCCCCUCCAAACCAGGCUACUGGUCCCAUGGGAAAUCCGGGGACGGGCCCACAGCAAUUUGGCCCACCUCCCAUGCAGGGGAUGCCCCAGUUCUCGGGCUACGAGAAGGUUGGAGGAUUCGGACAAAUGAAUUUCAUGCCGCCUCCACCUCCUCCACCUCCUCCACAGGGUAAACCACCACCAAUGGAAUUUACCAACUUGGCCAAUCUGAACGAAGAAGAUUGUAGAAACGCCAUGAUCCAGUUUGUGAGCGAGAACUGUUGCUAUGGAUCCGCUCCCGCAAAGGAGAUGAACAUCACAAACGUGAUCGGUCUGACUGCUCUGCAUUAUACGCUGGAGACAUUUUGUGAAAGUAGGCAGACAGGAUAUGUCCACGAGCCAUACAGAGGGGGACCUGUAGAUGGUCCUCACAACGGCCCGGCUCCUCCUCCAUGGCAAAUGCACUGUGUGGCAAAUUCAAUGUUCAAUACCCACGUGAAGAAAAUGGAAGUCCCCCAUACCGCUACAGUGAUGCCCUGCCAUGCCUGUGAUGCCCGUGGAUACCAUGUAUGUUGGAGAUGUCAUGGAAUAGGACAUACACGCUGUGACAACUGUAACGGAUCCGGGCAACGUCACACUCACGACCCCCAUGGAAACCCCAUCACGCAGACGUGUUUUCAUUGUCAUGGUGAUGGUCGGGAAAGUUGUUACACGUGUGGAGGAGACGGGCGGAUCACGUGUGAUGAAUGUGACGGUUAUCGUAACAUCAAAUCCUACAUACAACUGACAGUGGAAUUUACCAACCAUGAGGCAGAUCACAUUAUCGAGCGGUCAGAUAUGCCGGACGAGCUGGUGAGACACGUGUCCGGAGACAUCAUAUUCGAGCAGGUCCUACCACAGGUGUGGCCUAUCACAGCUUAUCCUGUAGCGGAGAUCAACGAUAACUCCGUCCGUAUUGUGAACCAGCACAAGGGAGCCUUCCCCAACGAACGUCAGCUCCAGCAGCGACAACAGCUGAGAGCAGUACCGGUAACAGAAGCUCACUAUGAAUGGAACGACACAAAGACGAGGUUUUGGGUAUAUGGUCUGGAGAAAAAGGUCGAAGCCCCGGAUUACCCUCAGCAGUGUUGCUGGGGAUGCGAGAUCCUGUAGAAACGUCAGUUACGACAAGAAAGGACAACGACAAAGUGCUAGAUUGUAUGGUUCAUCAGACAUAAUAUGAACAUAUCAGGAAGAAAAUUAGUCAAUCAUCUGAGAAAGGAUACUUACAGUGAUGCACAGUUUUAACUCUAUGAAAAUGAAAAUCUGCAUUUACGUUUAUGUAGAUAAACCGCUCAAAGUCUGUUGGAUAUAUUCUAUAUCGUCGAAUAUCAGUAUCAUACCCAGUCAAUGGGAAUACUAAUCUAAGCUACUCGCAUGACUACAACAUGCAAUAUUUACACAAUCUCUGUCCUCUUUGUUUUGUAUUCUAUUAGAAAGCAGGAGUUUAGACGUCAUAGUUAGUACAAAGAAAUUGCCUUAAAAUAGGACAACAGCACAUAGAACAUAGUAUUCCAAAAUCAUCACAUUGCAUAUGAUAUUGCUAAUUAUUGUGCGAGAUUUAUGAAACUAAGGACUUAAUCAUGUAAUCUAUUUAUAAUUCUUGUAUGGAAUGAAAACAGUAUUAGUCUACGAUGAACUGUGUGAUAGCGAUUGAUGGUGACAACUCUUCGUUAUCUACCUAUCAAACUGUGAUAUAACUUAUUACUAUCCCUUUUUUAGGGGACAGAAAAAGUCAAAAAUACAUACUACAAUAUGAUA
Messenger RNA from Pecten maximus, 1947 nucleotides. RefSeq names its product protein SSUH2 homolog. NCBI's taxonomy places the organism in Eukaryota, Metazoa, Mollusca, Bivalvia, Pectinida, Pectinidae. Gene Ontology annotation, molecular function: heat shock protein binding. The coding region runs from base 112 to 1299 and encodes 395 amino acids. The record is from RefSeq and is a predicted model, not a curated record. The transcript has 11 exons.